Molecule: messenger RNA, 2986 nt
Organism: Xenopus laevis (African clawed frog)
Lineage: Eukaryota; Metazoa; Chordata; Amphibia; Anura; Pipidae
Exons: 4
Coding region: 1922-2716 (264 amino acids)
Source: RefSeq, a predicted model, not a curated record
CUUUAUUGUGAAUAUAUAUAUAUAUAUAUAUAUAUAUAUAUAUAUAUAUAUAUAUAUAUAUAUAUAUAUAUAUAUAUAUUACUGUGGUACUGAGAAGCACCUGUUCCAUGACAAUAAAUAUGGUAAUGUACACAAAAUCAAAUAAAAGAAUGGGCUUUAUCUGUGUUUGCCCAAGUUUUUACUCUUCUAUAAACCUGUCUUGUGUAUCCUACCUAGGUUCAGACUGAAGAAUUUGAGUGUAAAUGGGUUAUUACAAUUGCUCCCUUUUCAGUAUAAGUAACUAUAUUUUCUGACUCUUGGGGGGGGAAUUAACCGCACUUUGCUCCUCACCUUAAAUGGCACCUUGAGUCUGAUCCAAUAUGUCAUGCAAUAACUGUAUGAAUAUGAGAGUAACAGGUAGGUAAGGACAGUGUGAAAGGAAAUGAUAGAACCUGCACAGGGCACUUGUAUCCUAGGCAGCAGAUCAGAGCAUCAUAGAUAAUGUAUGGGUGGUAGAAGGUACCUACAUUUGCCCUUUCGUAUUCAGUGGUUGGUAACAGGUAACUGUCUGGCCCCCACCUCUCAGUAGGGGCUGCAAUCCUAAACUUGCAACUGUUGUCCAAUCAAAGAAUGACAUGAAACCCUGGGAAACAGCGGCCAAACUGCUAAGGAGGUGACCACAACAGCUCUUAGAAAAGGCUCACAAAAUGUGGCCCAACCUGGACAUUGCCCUAAAGAGCAGCAGGUGGAGAGCUAUGCUUUUGAGAAUUAAUUUAUCCCAGUGGAAUAAUUAGCCAAAGAAUGGAGGGUACUAACUAUAGAGGAGACAGACCCCCAUGUUCUGUGAUUGUCUCGAUCCCCUUGCUAGGGUUUGUUUAAAAAAAAUAAAAAAAGUAAAAUGUUCCCAUUCCUUGGAUGAUAGCCUAAUAAUGGUAAGUAAGGUCUUUCUAUUUUCCAUAUCAUCCAGCUCAAAAGCCGGGAACUCAAUCCCAAAGAGAACCUACAUGCCUCUCACAUGACUAAAAGAGAAUCAAGGACCCAAAAAUUCUUACCCAUAUCCUACAAUAGUGAGGUUAGUACAGAGGACAAAUAAUGGCAGACCUAAAGAGACUAGCUGAAGAACAACUUGAUUCACCUUUUGUUACCCAGUUACUUAAGGAACACCUGAAACUUGCUACAAUGAGUAGGGAUGGGCGAAUUUGACCCGUUUUGUUUCGGAAAAUAUUCGCCACCAGCGAAAUGUCGCAGACUGCCAUUAAAGUCUAUGGGCGUCAUUUUCACGGAGAAACAAGGCGCAUAAAGUUUUUAUGAGUAAGUUAUUAUGAUCUUUUGAUCUGUAUAGUCUAUUUGCUGGGGAUAAAUUGGAGAGGUUGAACUUGAGUUAGAGUUAGAUAUGUAACUUUGUACAACCCAAACCCUAUAGUAAUUAAUUUCAUGUUGAGCACAGAGGUAAUUGCCCCUUUCAGUGUCAAAGGUUAUAAGGAGCUUAGAUUGAGUCAAUUCAAGACUAGUGAUUGUAAGUAAUAUACAUAAAUUAUGAUUUUCAACAAGACAAUAUGAAUUUAUGAUAUCCAAUUUUAUGAUUUAAAGUUUUAGUCUCCCUAACAGUCAUUCUAUAUUUAUCCUGACAGAAAGCUGACUUGGUCUGUGGCAGUUGAUGUCACAUGAUUGUUAGUGGCGACAUCACAAUGGUUGCCAUGAUCAUUAGGGAUGACAUCACAGUGGUGCCCCUGACACAAGCUGGUAUAAGGGCUGUUUACAGUUGGGAUUGUCAGAUUAGUGACUGAAUGCCACCAUGAGGUCACUAAUCAUCACCCUAUUGAUUUUCACUGGAUUUUUACGAGUAAGUUCUGUUCAUGUUUAUGGGGUCAUGUAUGGGAACUGUUUUGGAGUCAUUUUGGGUUCCUGUUAUUAGCGUUAUCUGUUAAUGUACCAGUGACUUAUGGGUUUGCUGAGCGGUUUCUAUACAAUGUACAGUACCAUGUCCCAAACAUCUGAUCCAUGUACUUUUCUCUUACAGGAAAGAGAUAUCAAAGAACAUAUUAAGACAUCGGAUUAUGUGACUGAAGGAUUCAACUACAUCAAGCUCAGUUUGCCAGUUUGCCCAGUGUCUGUUGAAAAGGCCGGUUAUGUAGAGGAUGUAGAGUGCGGCAAUACCCUGUUUGUACAGGAAGAGAUCAGACCAGUCCCUCUGCUGAUUCCUACAGACAUAAGAUGUGAUGGCUUGCGUUGUCCAAUUCCUCCUAUAGAGUGUCAGCUCACUAACCGAGAGCCAGAGCUGAGUAGUGCCAUCAUUCAGGAGUUCCAGCUAAUUGUACCUUAUAUUGAGACCCUCAUCAGAGAUACUGAGAAUGGCACUAGUGUGAAAGGAAUCAUUUUGGGCGUCUUGCUACCACAAGUCUUUGUCUAUCUACUGGAAUUCUGCAGGUCCAGCAGAAAGAAGGCAGAAAAGGACAGAGAUGAGGCCCCUGCUGAAAAAGAGAGGGAAGGGCCACAACAUCCUGCUCAAACCCAUUAUAACAUGGAGGAAGAAGCAGAACUUAGUAGGAGUGGAAGCAAAAAGAAGGAGGAGCCUAGAAGCGCUAAGAAGAAGAAAAAGCUGCACCACUCUGAGGCUCAUGAACACCAAGGCUCACAGAGACCAAAUAACAAUGCAACAAUGAACGCAGAAGAGGAGAAGGAAUUAAAGCAGCUUUUCCAGCAGUUCAUCUGCCAAUGCUUGGAAGGAGAUUUCUGAGGAGAAGAGAGACGUGGAUGGGAGGGAGGACAAAAACUUCUCCAGAUUGUUCCUGCACAGAAUUCCCAUAGUGAUUCCUACAAGCUCUUAAAAUGUUGGAGCAAAACAAGAUUUUUUAAAAUAAAACUUUACUGAAAUGUAAUCUCUGACUUGUCUUUCUUACGUUCUUUCUCAAAAUGGUUUAUGUAAGUGAAGCACCGGGAGGGAACAGAUAUAGGGUUAAAGGGUAACUCAGUGAGGGUGACUCUAUGUCUAAUUAAGGGAACAAUC